UAAACCCCGUUGGUUGUUAAAAUUUUGGGUUUAUUUGUUGAUUCCUUAGUUUGGUUCCUUAAACUUAAACCUUAUUUUUUGAGGUAAUUCAAUUUCCUCUGUUGCCUGCCACUUCGUGUGUUCUGAAACAGAGCAACUGACACAAAUGAACGUAUCUUCAAAACUUUCCUUAAUCUUCCACACACCCAAAAACCAUUCACCUCUUUUCAAAUUCUCAACCUUAAUUUCUACCACACCACAAAACCCAUCACCGCACAUUCUCACAAAAUGCAUUGCUCUCUUACAAAACUGUGCCUCAUCCAAACAAAAACUAAAACAAAUCCACGCAUUUUCCAUACGUCACAAUGUCCCACUCAACAACCCCGACAUCGGAAAAUACCUUAUUUUCACCAUUGUUUCCCUCUCAGCACCAAUGUCCUACGCUCACAACGUUUUCACAUUGUUAUAUAACCCAAAUGUUUUUACUUGGAACACUAUGAUUCGAGGGUACGCUGAAAGUGAUAACUCAACACCUGCACUUGGUUUGUAUCGUAAAAUGUUGGGUUCAUGUGUUGAACCUGAUACUCACACUUACCCUUUUCUUCUUAAGGCGAUUUCAAAGUCGUUGAAUGUUAGAGAUGGGGAAAUGAUUCAUUCUGUUACUGUGAGGAACGGGUUUGAGUCUUUGAUUUUUGUUAGGAAUAGUUUGCUUCAUAUAUAUGCUGCUUGUGGUGAUACUGAAAGUGCAUACAAGGUGUUUGAGUUAAUGGGUGAGAGAGACUUGGUUGCCUGGAAUAGUGUGAUUAAUGGGUUUGCUCUUAAUGGAAAGCCUAAUGAAGCUUUGAGUUUGUUUAGGGAAAUGAGUUUAAAGGGUGUAGAGCCGGAUGGGUUUACUGUUGUUAGUUUGUUUUCUGCUUGUGCUGAGCUUGGAGCGUUAGAGUUAGGACGUAGGGUUCAUGUUUAUUUGUUGAAGGUUGGGUUGACUGGGAAUUUGCAUGUGAAUAACUCGUUGUUGGAUUUUUAUGCGAAAUGUGGGAGUAUAAGGGAAGCACAACAAGUGUUUAGUGAGAUGAGUGAAAGGAAUGUUGUUUCUUGGACUUCUUUGGUUGUUGGGUUGGCUGUUAAUGGGUUUGGUGAGGAAGCACUUGGGCUUUUCAAAGAAAUGGAAAGACAAAAGAUUGUGCCUCGUGAGAUCACUUUUGUUGGUGUGUUGUAUGCUUGCAGCCAUUGUGGGAUGUUGGAUGAGGGGUUCAACUAUUUUAGAAGGAUGAAAGAGGAAUAUGGGAUUAGGCCGAGGAUAGAACAUUAUGGUUGUAUGGUGGAUCUAUUGAGUAGGGCUGGGUUAGUGAAACGGGCUUAUGAAUAUAUUCAAAGUAUGCCAAUGCAACCAAAUGCUGUUAUUUGGAGGACCUUAUUAGGAGCAUGUACAGUACAUGGAGAUUUGAGUUUGGGUGAGAUAGCAAGAUCCCACCUUUUGAAGUUGGAGCCGAAACAUAGCGGAGAUUAUGUGCUUCUCUCAAAUCUUUAUGCCUCUGAGCGUCGUUGGUCUGAUGUACAGACAGUGAGGAGGUCGAUGAUAGAGGACGGUGUUUGGAAAACCCCUGGAUAUAGUCUCGUUGAAUUGGGAAACCGCGUUUUUGAAUUUACUAUGGGGGAUAGGUCUCACCCUAGGAGUCAGGAUGUGUAUGCACUGCUAGAGAAGAUCACAGAAUUGUUGAAGUUAGAAGGUUAUGUGCCUCAUACAGCAAAUGUGCUUGCAGAUAUAGAGGAAGAGGAAAAGGAACAAGCCCUGUCUUAUCAUAGUGAAAAAGUUGCAAUUGCUUUUAUGCUCUUGAAUACAGCACCAGGGACUCCAAUCAGGGUCAUAAAGAAUUUAAGAGUUUGUGCCGAUUGUCAUAUGGCUAUCAAACUCAUAUCCAAGGUUUACGCUAGAGAGAUUAUUAUCAGGGAUCGUAGUCGGUUCCACCAUUUUAGUGGUGGUUCAUGUUCCUGUAAAGAUUACUGGUAAUAUAUAGAAUUAUCAUGAUUUGAUAACGACAUCUUGUGAGUACAAUGCUAUAUUGUUUUUGAGGUAAGAUUUGGUGAUUAGAUAUAAAGGGAGUGAGACAUGGCUGAAGAUUUUGCUAACUUCUUCUAGUCAUUCUCAGUAUAUACUUUGUACUGUAGGCAUCAACCAAUUCUAGCCUCUUCCUCUCCCAUGGAUAAGUUGGUUAACGUUUAAAAGAUUAUACAGGUUUUUCGGUAUAUUCAUACAAAUUCUUUUAUGCUUCGGUGUUAUUGACAUCUGUCACAUGUCAUUUAUUUGGAAAAACAGGGUUCAGGCAGAGCUAAGGCUUGUAUCAUUUCAUAUACUUGUACGGUACAUUCCCUCAAGUUUAUGUGCUUUAAAUUGCUCGGCUUUUUAUUAUUGAUUCACUUGUUAGAAUGAGCAAUAAUGCAAGAAAGCUUGGCCUUGAGCUGAAUAUUUUUGAAAGGGAAAAGGCUAUAAUACACUUUUCAGAAUUGCUUCUAUCAUGGGCUAGCAUAUAGGUGUUCUGCAAAACACCAACAAAAAUAUCAAUUUUGAUCAUUUGAAUUAUCCAUUUUUCCUUUUCUCCCUCCUUUCUCCGGAGAACCGCAACACUGAAGCUUCCCACACCACCUCCGCAGCUUCAUGUCCCUAUCAGUCACAAUGUCCUUCCCCUCCACCACCAAUUCCAGCAUCAUGAGAAGGGGGAGAAAAAAAAUCAGAAGGGGAAGGGAUUUGAUGGCUUGAGGGCACUUUUUUGUAUUAAUUCAAAAUGCUGUUGCAUUUAGAAUCAAAAGUUAUGAGAAAUGAAGACAUAAAAAGGUGCAUUGGUGUUUCAUUGAGGUGAUUGAUCCAAGUGGCCUAGAUUGGUCUUGGAGAGUCUGUCAUCUCAUGUGCUAGGUUGGCCUGCAAGUGUUGUGAGUUGAGAAGGUGCUUGUUUGGCUAAAUCCUGUGUCUUGGUGUUGUUAUGUUGCAUAUCUAUAUCAAAUAUAAAGGAUUUGGGACUGUGA
Messenger RNA from Medicago truncatula (barrel medic), 2997 nucleotides. Its product is annotated as pentatricopeptide repeat-containing protein At4g21065. The coding region runs from base 146 to 1987 and encodes 613 amino acids. The transcript has a single exon. Gene Ontology annotation, biological process: RNA modification. The record is from RefSeq and is a predicted model, not a curated record. Gene Ontology annotation, molecular function: zinc ion binding; RNA binding; protein binding. NCBI's taxonomy places the organism in Eukaryota, Viridiplantae, Streptophyta, Magnoliopsida, Fabales, Fabaceae.